Chenopodium quinoa (quinoa) is the source of this 2517-nucleotide messenger RNA. RefSeq lists its product as uncharacterized. NCBI's taxonomy places the organism in Eukaryota, Viridiplantae, Streptophyta, Magnoliopsida, Caryophyllales, Amaranthaceae. The record is from RefSeq and is a predicted model, not a curated record. The transcript has 4 exons. Bases 1 to 2517 code for a protein of 838 amino acids. Gene Ontology annotation, molecular function: zinc ion binding.
AUGAGUAUCAGAAGUUUUGUGAGGGUGGGGAGUUUGAAGAUGAUGAUGAAGAUGAUUUUCUGUUUGAGUGAUGAUGAGAUUAUUGAAGCAAGGGAUAGAGUAAAGAGGGUUAAUACAAAGUUACUUGAGAUAGUGAAGGGAUUGCAAGAAAAAGUUUGUAAGGAGAAGGAGAAGGAAAAGGCAGUUGAUGAGGAGAGGGAGUUUGAAGUUGAUGAAGAGAGGGAGAACUCAGUUCAUGAAGAGGUUGCAAGGGAUGUAAACCUAAGUGACUGUGAUGAAGAUAAUGACAUUGAUACACCACCUGGUAGUAGUGAUGAAUUAGAAGGGAAAAAGGGAGAGUUAGUGAGCCAUGAAACUGAUUUCAGUAAGUUUCAUUGGAAGGUUGGUCAGAGGUUUGCUAAUGCCAGUGACAUUAAGGAUGCUGUCACUAAGUAUGCUGUAUUACAGGGUAGAGAUCUAAAGUAUAGUGUGAUCUGGAAAAACAGACAAAGGUUGGGAGUGAAAUGUGUUGGUGAAUGUCCAUUUUAUUUAUAUUUUUCUGUGCAUUCUAGAGAUGCAACUUGGCUAGUGAAGAGAGUAGUUGGAAAUCACACAUGCCAUAGGAACAUGAAUAGUAACAGGCAGUUGAAGUCCAGUUGGGUGGCUAGGCAGUUGCUUGAUGUGUUCAAAGCUAGGCCACAUUGGCCAGCUAAGGAGAUUGUAGACACUGUAAGGAGGUCUUACAGAAUGAUUGUCAGUAGAGAUUUUGCUUACAAAGUAAAAUACCAUGCACACAAGAUGUUACAUGGCUCUAUGAAAGAGCAUUAUAUGAAGGUGGAGAGGUACUUGAAGGCAUUGAAGGAAGCAAGUCCUGAAACAGUGUUGGAGUUGGUAGUUGCUCCACAACCUCAGAGUUCUACCCCAAUGUUUAGUAGGAUGUUCACUUGCUUUGAUGGAGUUAAGCAAGGGUGGACAACAGGGUGUAGGAGAGUGAUAUGUGUGGAUGCUGCAUUUUUGAAGACAUUUCUUGGGGGUCAGAUAUUGACUGCUGUUUCCAGGGAUCCCAAUGAACAGAUGUUCCCCAUUUGUUGGGCUGUUGUGGAAGGGGAGAACAAUCUGUCUUGGGAAUGGUUCUUUAACCACUUAAAGAAUUGCCUAGAUCUUGGACAAGGAGAAGGGAUAGCUAUUAUUUUAGAUGAGCAUCAGGCUAUCUUACAUGCUAUAAGUGUUGUUCUUCCUAAGGCUGAACAUAGGCACUGUGCAAGGCAUAUUUUUGCCCUCUGGCACAGAACCUACAAGGGAGAUGAGAUGAAGCUUUUGUUUUGGAAGAUAGCAAAGGCCUAUAACCAGGCUGAUUUCAAUGAAGCAAUGGAUGAGUUGAGACAGAUUGAUGAAGAGGCUGCCCUUGCAAUAACAAGGUAUAAUCCUCAGUUCUUCUGUAGGGCAUUCUUACAGGAAGGCAUCAAAUCUGAGGCCAUUACUAACAAUAUGGCUGAAACAUUUAAUGCUUAUAUCAUUAAUGCUAGGACUAAACACAUAAUUUACAUGUUAGAGGAAAUUAGAGUUGCAUUGAUGCAGAGGUUAGUCAAAAAAAGACAUGAGAUGGAAAAAUGGACCUCUUUGCUAUGCCCUAGGAUACAAGCUAGGUUAGAAAAGGAGAAAGAGAAAGCUGCUGAUUGUGAAGUCUUGCCUUCUUCUGUGAGUCAGUUUAAUGUUAGGUAUUAUUUGGAUCCGUUGAAUGUAGAUUUAGUUGCUAGAACUUGUAGUUGUAGAAAAUGGAAUAUGGUAGGCAUUCCUUGCUGUCAUGCCAUAGCUUGCAUUUAUUUUGUGAACCAAGAACCUGAGGUAUUUGUUGAUGAAUGUUACAAAGUUGAGACUUAUAAGAAGGCCUACAGUGGUUGUAUACCUCCAUGUGAAGGUGAGAGGUAUUGGCCAAGAUGUCCAUGCAAUUUGGACCCCCCUCCUAUCAAGAUAGGUCCUGGUAGGCCAAGAAGGAACAGAAUUAAGCACCCUCUUGAGAAUCCUAAGAAGCCAGGGUCAUUGAGUAGGGCAGGAGUAGAAAUGACUUGUAGCAUAUGCAAGAAGAAGGGUCAUAACAAGAGAGGCUGCAAAGACAAGGAUUCUGUUGUCCCUGAUGAACCAGCACCCAAAAGACCCAAGGGAAGACCAAGAAAGACUGCCCCAUCUACUGAUGUAACCUCACAUGCCCCAUCUACACAAGCAACCCCAACACCCACCCUGACACAGACUGCAUCAUCUUCAACUCCUGCAACACAAUCUGCCCACCAUACUGCUACCGCACAGCCAACUCAACUAGGCAGGGGUGGAAGAAUGAUACUUGGAGGUCAAGGUGCUAGAAGUGUCAGUCAAAGCAGCACCAGAGGAAGAAGCUCGGCUGGUAGAGGGUCUACAACUACAAGUAGGGGAAGAGCACAACCAUCAGGAAUUGGGAUAAUGUUUGCUGAUGAUGGAAGCCCAAUUGUUAUAGCACCAAGUACCAGACCAAACACAAGAUCUAUCUCCCAGAUGCAGCAGUGA